This is a messenger RNA of Corylus avellana, 1634 nucleotides long. The record is from RefSeq and is a predicted model, not a curated record. Lineage: Eukaryota; Viridiplantae; Streptophyta; Magnoliopsida; Fagales; Betulaceae.
AUGGCCGGAACAGAGCAUGUUAUAUCUGUGGAGGAGUUGCUUUCGAGGAAGGUUAAUGUUGUUAGAACAGAAGCUGGUCAAACAAGCAGAUCAGGCAAUGACGGGUCGAGAAUUGAAGUCCAAGUGAUAGAGAAAGACAGUCCCAGGCAGCAGUGGUUGGAUGAAUUAGAGAAGGCAGGAGAUGAAGCUGCUGAUCAAAAAACUGGACCAAAGAUACAAAAGGUUCCGUUCUUGCUUCGAGAUCACAAAGAUGCGGCCAAGUAUUUUGAGCCAAGGGUGGUGUCGCUGGGUCCUAUCCAUCACGGUAAGCCAAAGUACCGGAAAGCAGAGAAGUACAAGCUUGUAUUGGCAAACAAGUUCGUCAAGGAGAGUGGCAAGGAUAAGAAAGCUGAAAGUUUGUACGCCGAAAUUGAGAAGAAAAUCAAGAAACUGAGGGAGUACUUCGAUGAUGACGAGGAGGUGAUGAAGAACUAUGACGACGAGUACCUCGCCAGGAUGCUGUUCGUGGACGGGUGUGCGGUAUUACAAUUUAUGUACUAUGCAGUUGAAGACAAAUUCAAAGAUGUGAAAAUUAAAGACGAUCAAGCGGCGUUUGGGCAAGAAGAUUUGUUCUUGUUGGAGAAUCAACUUCCUUAUCAACUCCUCGAGGAUCUGAUGGAGUUGAGCGAGAAGAAAGAGAUUUUGAAGAAGUCGAUCGAGCGUUUCAUUGGAAGGCAUGCUACGUUUGAUAAAAAAAACGAUAUGCCUGCUACCAAGGGAGAUAAGCCGGCCCCCCAUCUUCUCGAUCGUCUGCGAACAAGACUCCUCAUUGGUGGCAAAAGUGAUAGUAGUGGAGGCCAGAAAUGGCAGGCAGGUUGGAACUCUUAUCGCAACGUGCAGGAACUUAGAGAAGUAGGAAUCAAAUUGAAGCCUAGUAAAACUAGUUCCUUGACAGACGUAUCUUUUGAUAAACGAUACCCUGGACACCUAUAUCUUCCUCAAAUAACACCGGCCCUGGAUGACUCAACGGGGCCAAAUUUCUUGAACUUGGUAGCCUAUGAGAUGUGUCCAGAUUUCGAGAAUGACUUCGGCGUCACCUCUUACAUAUGCUUCCUUGAUUCGCUCAUUGAUCAUCCUGAGGACGUGAAGGAGCUGAGGAAAGAGCUCAUACUCCACAACCUCCUUGGUAGCGACAAAGAAGUGGCAAAACUCUUCAAUGACAUAGCCACUGACUUGGCGCCUAACCCCAACGCAUAUGCCGAUGUCAAAAAGCAGAUUCAGGAUUGCUACGACAACAAGUGGAAGACCUGGAUAGCUCAGGGCAUUCACGAUCAUUUCAGCAGCCCCUGGACAGGCGUGGGUUUCGCGGCUGCAUUCGUAGCACUUUUUCUUACUGCCGCCCAGACUUGGUUCACAGUCUUCUCUAGCCCUGGUCCCUGCGAUAACUUUUGCCAGCAUCAUCGAGGGUAACACGAAUUUCAUAUGAGAUCACAAUGCCUGUUAGCUUUUAUCUUCCACGAUAUAUAUGCACCUCCGAUCCUCUCAUUGAUUCCAUUUAAUUUACGUCCUCUCAAGUACAUCCAGCUCCAUGUGGUUCCAAUUUAUUUCCUUCUGCAUUUGUGUUUGCUUGUAAAAUAAGUCGGAGUGAAGAGUGA